Messenger RNA from Aspergillus niger, 1308 nucleotides. RefSeq lists its product as uncharacterized. The record is from RefSeq and is a predicted model, not a curated record. Lineage: Eukaryota; Fungi; Ascomycota; Eurotiomycetes; Eurotiales; Aspergillaceae. Bases 1 to 1308 code for a protein of 435 amino acids. Gene Ontology annotation, cellular component: plasma membrane; cell wall. The transcript has 3 exons.
AUGAUACCCACUCAAAGCCACCUCAAUUCCUAUACGCGCUAUUCGCUCCUCGUCCUGGGAUUACUCCUGCAUGCACAUGUACCGCUCGUAGCGGGUGAUGAUAACUCUAAUUGCUCCUCCACCUCAACAAUAUCCUCCCAAUCUGAUGCCGACUCGCUCUCCUCCUGCGAUACCCUCUCCGGCACCCUGACUAUCUCCACUUCUGCGACAGGCAGUAUCUCGCUCUCCAAUGUCGAGACCAUUAACGGUGGGAUUACCAUCCAGGAUGUAUCGGGGUUAACGUCUUUCUCGGCUUCGGAUUUACAGAAAGUGAACGGGAAGAUCUAUAUUUCUGGGAAUGAUGACUUGACAAAUUUGUCAUUUCCGGAUUUGGAAAAGGUUCCGGGGGAGAUUGAUAUAGAAGGGAAUAGCAAGUUAAGGGAUAUUGUAUUCCCGGAUUUGAAGAAUGUCGAUGGGGCCUUGAUUUUGGAGGGGAGUUUUAAUGAGAUCAAAUUUGAGGACCUCGAUAAGGUCAAAGGACAAACAACUAUUCACUCCCAUGGCGGAUCAUUUCGAUGCUCGAGUCUCAAUUCUCUUCGUGAUGGUGAUGAUGACGAUGACGAUGAUAACAAUACUCGCCGUCGCCGCGACAAUAACAACGACAAUAACAACGGCGCCUUUCAAGGCGCGUACACCUGCACCGACAGUUCCAGCAGCGGACUCAGUGCGGGCGCCAAAGCCGGUAUUGCCAUUGCUGUGAUUGUACUCGUCCUUCUCAUCCUUGUUGGUGUGUGGAUGAUGUAUCGGAAACAGCGAAAACGGCGCAGAAGACGGAAUGAUGAUCAAAGCCAGAUGAUGUAUACGCCUGUUGGGGUCGGUCUUCGUGGUGGCGGUGGUAGUAGUAAUCGAGACGAAGAAUCUUCAGCUGGUGAUGAGAAGCCUGUCACUGGAGUGCCGAAUCCUGCCGUUCUGAGGCAGAAUAGUGACUCGGUCAAUGCGCUUAGUGCCAUCCCCCGGAAACCGAUUUCGCCGCCACCGCCAUCGAACGAGAUGAAUAGGGAAUCUAUGGUGUCCAUGUCGACGUCUCCGCCCCUCCCUGCUGCGUUGGUCCCAGGAGAUCGCUCGUCUGCGUCGCCGCCGAAUGAUGCGGAUGGACGAUCGUUGUUCCUGCAUCCGAUCCCCCGGAGGCGACCGUCGGAGACAGAUGUGCCGUUGCUGGAUAGUGGUGACGUGCAUGAGGCGCCCGGAAGUCCAGUACAACGGCCGACAUUUGAGCUAGAUGCAGGGCCCGUGCGAGGAAUGCAUCAACAACCUAUUCAUCAUGAGUAG